Exaiptasia diaphana is the source of this 2029-nucleotide messenger RNA. RefSeq names its product probable 28S ribosomal protein S10, mitochondrial. Lineage: Eukaryota; Metazoa; Cnidaria; Anthozoa; Actiniaria; Aiptasiidae. Gene Ontology annotation, biological process: translation. The record is from RefSeq and is a predicted model, not a curated record. The transcript has 6 exons. The coding region runs from base 1 to 633 and encodes 210 amino acids. Gene Ontology annotation, cellular component: ribosome; mitochondrion; mitochondrial small ribosomal subunit. Gene Ontology annotation, molecular function: structural constituent of ribosome.
AUGAGCAGCAACAAAAAAUUGAGAACAAUUUUUAUCGUUUUUGUUGGGUUUUCGCAGGCAAACGUGUUGCUUAGAUGUGUGAUUUCUUCGCACGUGUAUCCAACAACUGAACACAGGCAGAAAAGGAUAUGGAAACCGUUGAUAAAUAGAAAUACAUAUUCAACCUUAUUAGUGAACACUGAGAAGCGGUUAAUGAAAAGAGAUUUAAUAUACCCAAAUAUCCUUGUGACUGUAAAGGGAUACGACGCAGCAGUGUUGGAUCACUUUUGCCAGUUUAUAAAAGGAGCAAGUCAUAUAUUUGACCUGGAUGUAACAAAAAAGUUUAAUUUACCAACAGAAAAAAUAAGUCAGACUAUUGCUAAUCCACCUGACAGUUACAAGAAACAUAAAACCACAUAUGAAUUCAAGAAACAUGGACGCAUGAUGCAGAUCAAAGAAAUCCCUGUAGAGAAAGCUGAUAUUUGGCUACAGUUUGUUCAAUCUAAUCUUCCUGAGGGAGUCAAUCUGCACAUUGAACUGAAAACAUGGCAAGAUUUUGUAUCCCCUCCUGACCCAAGAAUUGAAGAACAAAGAAAGCUUGCUAUAUUAAGGAAAAAAGGACUAUUUAAUCCUACUUCUGAUAAAACAAAGUGACAUUUUGUUUUUGUAGAUUUAAACCAUCAAUUUUGUCUGCAAUAGUUAUAAUUGUAUUUUUAACAUUCUUGGAAAGCCAGGAGCAAUCUUAUGUUGCUUGUUCCUCACUACCAGAAAUAACAUCCCUCUAAACAAAGUCUAUUAGACCUUGCUCUCAUUUCAAAUUUCGAAAUGGCAGCAGCUAUAUUAAUUAACAAAACAGACUCAACCAAUCAAAAACAAGAACAGAUUAACCCAUGAUGUAAUUGAUAAAAUAUCACUUAUGUGCUAGAAAUUUUAAUCACAAAGCUGCUCUCUACCUUAAUUAAGACAUGAAUUUACUCAAAUUACAUGAACUUUUAGAGUAAUUUUAUCAGGCAAAACAAUAUGUCAUGACAAGUAACCAACCUCAGCAGGUGUGUUAAASUUGUGGUCUAACAUACUUCAUGACUAGGGAUAUUAUUUUCUCCUGAUUCUAWUGRUUCGUUUAAAAAAAGCAUGAACCAAAAUGUGCAAUAUUAUAGUAAUUUAUUUAGUACUGGUUUUUUUCACACAUUUACAAAAAUAACACUGUCUCAUGAUMACAUGCAAAAGAUGAAACAAGAAAAAAUAAAAGAAGAAAAGCAAACAAGUCAAACACAAAUGUAUGGUUUAAUUAAAUACCUAUUUUAAGUGCUCAAAAGUGCUGAGUCACUAAAUAUGUAGUUCAAUGCCUUUUCAAGUGUGCCAAAUUAAGUAAUGUUACAAAUGAGUAUUGUCAAGUCAUUAAUUAUUGYUUAAGUGUGUGUGUUGGAUGAUUAGGUCAUAACACUGUUUUACAAAAAGUGUAAUCAUAGAAAAACUUGCAUGAAGUGCCAUGAAUAACUAUUGCACUUGUACAAUGCAUCUUCCAUUUGAACUAAAAAAAGGAGGGUUCCCAGUUGUCUUUCUAGUAGUUGAAAAAAUAACUACUGAAAGCUUUAGCCAUAAUAGAAAAAAACAUUAAAAUGAAAAUAUGUGAAGAUGAUUACUGGAAGAUUGUUAUCUGGUGAURAAUAGUUUAUCAUAAAAUGUUAGAUAAAUAAUCAAAGCUAUGAUGUGCCUAUCRGCACUCAACAAACUUAUAAAUGAUUAUUUGUCUAAUUGUUGAAAAUGAAGUAUUUAUGCCAUAUAUUAUCAUCAAUAUUUCAAUCCCUUUCUGGUAUAGUAAGGUGUAGAUCAAUAUUUUGUAUUUAAUAAAAAAUUAUGUGAUAUUAUGGACAUGGUCAAUUAAAAAAAACGAAACCCUUCAUAUACCAUUCCAGCUAAAAAAUUGUUUGAAUAUUUUUCAUUUUUGAAAGUUUUCUUUAACAUUCUGAUUAAAAAAMSAAAGUCUUGGAGGAGAAAAAUUGAGAUCAAUAAUAAUUGUUCAGAUAUUAUUAAWAUAUAUUUUAAAAUU